GAGAGAGAGAGAGAAAAUCAAUCGGUUUAGAAGGUUUGGACUCACUUGACAGGUUCAGUUGGAGGCGACCAUAGGUGGCUGCUGUGACAAAGGGAAAUUGUGCUUUUCCAGCAUGCUAACUGACCCUGAUUUACCUCAGGAGUUUGAAAGGAUGUCUUCCAAGCGACCAGCCUCUCCGUAUGGGGAAGCAGAUGGAGAGGUAGCCAUGGUGACAAGCAGACAGAAAGUGGGAGAAGAGGAGAGUGACGGGCUCCCAGCCUUUCACCUUCCCUUGCAUGUGAGUUUUCCCAACAAGCCUCACUCUGAGGAAUUUCAGCCAGUUUCUCUGCUGACGCAAGAGAACUGUGGCCAUAGGACUCCCACUUCUCAGCACAACACAAUGGAAGUUGAUGGCAAUAAAGUGAUGUCUUCAUUUGCGCCUCACAACUCAUCUACCUCACCCUUGAAGGCAGAAGAAGGUGGGCGUCAGAGCGGAGAGUCCUUGUCCAGCACAGCGCUGGGAACCCCGGAGAGGCGCAAGGGGAGCCUCGCCGAUGUCGUGGACACCCUGAAGCAAAGGAAAAUGGAAGAGCUCAUCAAAAACGAGCCAGAAGAAACUCCCAGUAUUGAAAAGCUACUAUCAAAGGACUGGAAAGACAAGCUUCUUGCCAUGGGAUCAGGGAACUUUGGAGAAAUAAAAGGGACUCCAGAAAGCCUCGCUGAGAAAGAAAGGCAGCUCAUGGGUAUGAUCAAUCAGCUGACCAGUUUGAGGGAACAGCUGCUAGCAGCUCACGAUGAACAGAAGAAGCUGGCUGCAUCUCAGAUCGAGAAACAACGCCAGCAAAUGGAGCUGGCUAAGCAGCAACAAGAGCAGAUUGCAAGACAACAGCAGCAGCUUCUGCAGCAGCAACACAAAAUUAACCUUCUUCAGCAACAGAUCCAGCAGGUCCAGGGUCAGCUGCCUCCAUUAAUGAUUCCCGUAUUCCCUCCAGACCAGCGAACCCUAGCAGCAGCUGCGCAGCAAGGAUUCCUUCUUCCUCCUGGUUUCAGCUACAAGGCGGGAUGCAGUGACCCCUACCCCGUUCAGCUGAUCCCAACUACCAUGGCAGCUGCUGCCGCAGCAACACCGGGCUUAGGCCCACUGCAACUGCAGCAGUUGUAUGCUGCCCAACUUGCUGCGAUGCAAGUGUCUCCGGGAGGGAAGAUUCCUGGCAUUCCCCAGGGGAACCUUGGUGCUGCCGUGUCCCCUACCAGCAUCCACACAGACAAGAGCACAAACAGCCCUCCACCCAAAAGCAAGGAUGAAGUGGCCCAGCCUCUGAACCUUUCAGCCAAACCCAAGACAUCUGAUGGCAAAUCUCCCACAUCACCCACCUCUCCUCACAUGCCAGCUCUGAGAAUAAACAGUGGGGCCAGUUCGCUCAAGUCCUCCGUGCCAGCAACAUUAGCGAGUCCUUCGGCCAGAGCCAAUACAAUAGGUUAUUUAAAUGACCACGAUGCUGUUACCAAGGCAAUCCAGGAGGCCCGGCAGAUGAAGGAGCAGCUACGGCGGGAGCAGCAGGUGCUGGAUGGGAAGGUGGCCGUGGUGAACAGCCUGGCUCUCAAUAACUGCAGGACAGAAAAAGACAAAACAACACUGGAGACCCUGACUCAGCAGCUGGCAGUAAAACAGAGUGAAGAUGGGAAGUUCAGCCACGCAAUGAUGGAUUUCAACAUGAGUGGAGAUUCUGAUGGAAGUGCAGGAGUUUCUGAGUCUCGGAUUUACCGGGAAUCCCGAGGCCGUGGUAGCAACGAGCCCCACAUCAAGCGCCCGAUGAAUGCGUUCAUGGUGUGGGCUAAGGACGAGCGGAGGAAGAUCCUUCAAGCCUUCCCUGACAUGCACAAUUCCAACAUCAGCAAGAUACUAGGAUCUCGCUGGAAAGCUAUGACAAACCUAGAGAAGCAGCCAUACUAUGAGGAGCAGGCCCGGCUCAGCAAACAGCACCUGGAGAAGUACCCAGACUACAAAUACAAGCCCAGGCCGAAGCGUACCUGCCUUGUAGAUGGCAAAAAACUACGCAUUGGCGAGUACAAGGCCAUCAUGCGCAACAGACGCCAGGAGAUGAGGCAGUACUUUAAUGUUGGGCAACAAGCACAGAUCCCCAUUGCCAGCACGGGCGUGGUGUACCCCGGAGCCAUCGCCAUGGCAGGAAUGCCUUCCCCACACCUGCCCUCGGAGCACUCCAGCGUGUCCAGCAGCCCGGAGCCCGGCAUGCCCAUCAUCCAGAGCACUUACGGGAUCAAGGGCGAGGAGCCGCACAUCAAGGAGGAGAUGCAGCCCGACGACGUCAACGGAGAGAUCUACGAUGAGUACGAUGAGGAGGAGGACGACCCCGAUGCAGACUAUGGCAGUGACAGUGAAAACCACAUUGCGGGGCAAGCCAACUGAUUUGGGGUCCCAAUGUCUCGUCACCUGCAGGACUUCAAGGAAAAAAAAGAAAAAAAAUAAAAUAAAUAAAGCCCCAUCUGGUUUAUCCUUGCCAGUGGCCAAGCACAUUAACUUUCUCAUACACUGACUGUUACUUUAACUGUUAGUCUUAACUAGUUGGGACAUCAGCUGACUAAUAGACAUCAGCCUGCAUCAGAAAUAAAAAGGCUCAGAAGAAAGGAAACAAAGACAACGACAACAACAACAGAAUGAUAUAAGCUAUGGGUAAAAUAAUGCCAGUAAUUCAGCUGCUAUACCCAAGCACUGAAGUCUUACCCGUUGACCUUUUAUUAUUAUUAUUAUUUUUUUCAAAUAAACUUUAUGGCUGUUUGUUCUACAAUGUUCUAGAAAUUCUCACUCAGGUACACAGUGCCAACAAGUGGCUUGUGAAUGUGUUUUGUUGUUUUGUGCUACAGUUUAAAGAGAAAUAAUUUUUUUUUUUUGGUAAUGCACCUGACAGGAAAAAGAAAAGAUAAAAUUCCUUUUAACCCCCUCUGUCUCCUUCUCCUCCUCCUUCUCCUCUUCUUCCUCUUCCUCUUCCUCCUCCUUCACCCUGUCAAAUCUGGGUCAGAAGUGUGUGUGUGUGCGUGCCUGUGCGCAUGGCUGGCAAGGAAGGAAGUGGGGAGUCUUUCUGUUAACCCCAACAAGCAUUUCCUUUCAAGAGAGGACUUCUCUUCAUCAGUUGCACACCAUACUGAGUCUUUGAGCAAGUGCCAAAUUUGUACUAAAGCGCUGAACUAGUCCAAUUUGCUUUUUUUAGGUUGGUCUCUUCUUGUUUUGCUUUACUUUGGCUUUUCAUUUUCUUCUUGCUCUGUCUUAAGUUAGGACAGUGUUAUAUCUUAGACAAUCCCUUGAAGAACCUGAUAUACCAGCAGCUGGUGAGAUUAGACAUAUAUUUUUGGUUUUGCUUUUGCUUUUUAAAGGAAACUGUAGGUGCUGUUCUCAGGUGAAAAAAAAGAGAGAGAGAGAGAGAGAGAGAGACAUAAAUUUAGAGAAAAAAAUAUUUUAUGGUCUUGGAUUUUCAUGUGUGCGUGUUUAUGGUACUAAUAAGAAUUAUCUUGGACUAUCGUGAGCAAAAAACAUGUUCCAGAAUGAAGUCCUGCACCCUCCAAAUGACUUGGUCUCUAAGAAACCUUUACUUUUCGUUUACACUUCAAGUGGCAGCAUAAAGAACACAUGAAAGGCUUGUCCAGAAUGUGGUUUGUUCUGCACAGGACACAGCAACUGGAAAUGUUACCUCCUCAAUGAGCAUAAUUAAGUUACCACCAGCUGGGUCCAGUUCUGAUGAACUCGUACCUUCAGGGUGGUUGAGUACUGAUUUCUGAUUCAAAAGGCAAGUUUUUUUUUAACUGACUUUUUUUUUUUUCUCCUGUGCACUGGCAGAAAUCCUUUUAUCAGUGAGAUGUUUGUGUAGGAAGGAAAGCUAAUAGCUAUGAAGAGAUUUCCAUAUUCAUAGUGGGGUUAUAAGAACUCAAACCUUUGCAGUGCUGAAUUUCCCUCCCUGCUGCCUCUCAAAACUGAAAAAUUAUUCUCCUGUGCUAAAAUAUUUUCAGUGUUGUUGUAGAGCACUUACAUUGCUUGGGCAGUUUUGUCUUCCUUGGGCAACCACAACCAGAUGAGGAAGCUGCUCUGUGCCCUGGAGAGGAAGGUCUUGGGAUUGUGCUGAAGCAAAAACCUUCCUUGGAAUUGUUCUUUUAACUGAGGAUGCCAACUUCAUGUUGCUUCCUAGAAAAUCCCUACUCCCAGAGGGAGAUGCAUUGCUGUUGUUAUCACCUCUAACUUGCAGAAUUAUCUCCAUGCAUCCUGUUGGCAGUGGGAUCCCAUCCCAAGCACUCAGCAGGACCCUGCUCACCACAAUUUGGCAACACUGAUUUAGCAAACAGUCCCUUAAUCAGGAGAAUUCAGCCCUCAGUGCCAGGUGCAGGAGAAACAGGACAGGUAGGAAGGGGGGAAUGCCUUUCUUUGCCUCUCAAAAUCCCACUUGAAGUGUAACUUAACCUCUGCAGACCUUGUGCAAAGCAAAAAGCAAAUGCCAUUGAAGACUUAGGACAAUACUCCAGUGAGUGGUUUGGGCAUGUGAUAGUUUUACCCUGCUACAUCUCUGUUCUUUUUCUUCUGUUUUCCCUGUUUUUAUUUCCACCUCUGCUUUGAAAAAUUCUUUUCUAUUUUCUCUCUCUCAGAAGAUUUGCUCUGAAAUUAUGCUUGGAGUAGCUGAUCAUAUCCUCCAUGACAGAGAGGGUUCUUUUUUGUUUGUAUUUUAUGACUGUGUUGGGUUUGGGUUUUUUUUUUUUUCAGUUGAACUGCCUCUUCUUGCUAGUGUUGAAUGGUAAUUAUAAUAAUAAUAAUAAUAAUGGUCAGCUGUUCCCAGAUUAGUAAAUUAUGUAUAAUUUAUUUACACCCCCCCUUUUUUAACUUUAUUUUAUUCUGUUCUAAUUUGGCAGUGCAGCAAAUGAAGCUGUUAGGCUAUUUAAAAUGGAUACCCCUCCCCACCUUACCUUUUUAUAUAUAUAUAAAUAUAUAUAUAUACAUAUGAAAACAAAUCGCUUCUUCUUCUGCUCACACCAUUUCUCUUUCUUUUAUUUUAAUUUUGGCCCCAGCCAUGUCAACUUCUGAUGUUUAUUAUGAUGGAGUGAAUUAAUGGGAGUGUUGUUUUCAAUCUUAAUUAACUUCUGCUCUCUCAUCACUCAUUUUAGUUAUUUAAUUACACCAGUCAUCUAGAGCCAAUUUUUUUUAAGCACUCUGUUUGGAUAAGAAGGAAAAAAAAUAGACAAUUGUUUUUAUAUCAUUAUUAUGUACAAUGUGAAAACAGAUAUUUGCUCCUUUUUAUUUUAUUUUUUUUUUAACUUUUAAAUUUGUUCCCUGUCUUUGUGAACAAAUUACUUCUGACUCUUGUGGGUUCACCUCACAUUUGCUGGAUGCUUGAUUUCCACCACGGUUUAGAGACUCUCUGGUUGAAUUGUGUCACUUCUGGCUACCGGAAUACUUUGUUUUAGCUCCAGGUAGGUGCCACUGUGGCAGGUGGGAGCAAGUCCUGGAGGCUUGGGCUGGGAAAGGCCGGUGGGAAGGGGGCCCUUGGACUUCAGUGGGACCAAGUUUGAGUGCUGAAUUCUGCGGGAGCCGCUCCUGGAGGCAGCCUGGUGUCCGUGGGCACGGUGGGACAGUGCCCUUCUCCAACAACUCCGUGCUUUUCACACCACCUCACCCAGGGCUCAGCUGAAACAGCUGAUUUCUUUCUGUACACAUUCCCUUCGGAGAGACUGUGCCCCAGCCUGGCCUUCCCUUGGCCUUUGGAAAUGGGUUGCUUUAGCAGACUGUCCACCUCCUCUACAUUUGGGAUGCUGAAGCUGUUGCAGAAAUGUUAAAAAGAAAAAAAAAGAGGCCAAAAGAUGAAAACAUACAUUUUUUAAAAUUGGCUCUGGGGUUCCAAACCAGCAAAAUACUUAAUGCCCAUGCUAAUGUUUUCUUAGGUCCAAAGAUGUGUACCCAUAUAUCCAUCAGCAGUAGAAGACCACAUUUGAAAAUAGGGUACUGCUUGUCCUGAUUGAAUUUUCUGGGGAAAAUAAAGAAAAAACUAAACAACAACAACAACAACAAAGCAAAACAUGCAUUUAUAAAAAUUAUCUUCUUGUCUCGUUUCUUUUUUUAUUUCCUGGGUUCUGUGCCCUGGAGCAUGUAGAAAAAACAGGUUAGAAGAGAUUAGGAUUUAUUAACCUAAAAGCUCAUUGAGGCCCUAAUGCUGGGGUGGGGUGGACAGGCCACCUCCUCCUAAAUGGGGGUAGCCACCAUGCAUCUUGUGAUCUUGAGAAAAAACAUCACCAGCAGUGGGGAAAAGGGGAAAAGGAAAGGAAAAAAAAACUGAAGGCACUUGCUUCUAAGCUCAAUUAAAUAACACAGAGUAUAUCCUUUUUUCCAUUUAUUCAUGCCUUAUAUUAGUAAAAUGGGAUUUUUAAGUGCAUUUAACAUCUUUAUCUAACCGUUCCGCUAUAUUAAUCAGGCCCCCAGAAAAGAACACUAGCUGCUAUUAUAGCAUUUAAUUAGUUUUGUAACCAAAUCCUCUUAUUAUGAAUGCAUAUGGAAGAAACUCUUUCUUCGAAGACAUUAUUUCAAAGAUUUGGUUACUGCAGUAGACUGUCUUUAAUUAAAUCAUUUUUUAGAAAGUAAAUUGUCUUUAACCUUUUUACAGCACAUUUUCAGAGCUUUUUCUUUUUAAUCCAAAGAGAUGAGCUGUUAUUGUCCCCGAAGAAGCCUCUGACAUCACAUUUGUAACAUCAAAAAUAAUUAUACUCCAUGGAAAUGUAGGUCUUCCUUAGUAAGAAUUCAUCUGCUGUAAAGAAAGGCAGCUGUGUGGUAUCUCGGACAUUUCAGGGCAUGAUGUGUGGGAUAGGAAGUUUCUUUGUCUGACCACUUCUCGGUAGAACCAUCCCUUCCAUUUUGCAAAUAACUGUGUAAUUCACUAGAUGUGGAUUCAAGUGUAUCCUCAAUUCACAGGGCAUGGGCUGUCUGUUUAGCUUGGUUUAUAUUUACAUUUUUUCAACUUUAUCUUAACUUCUCAGUUUCCCAGAUUGAAGAACAUGUCAAGUUCGUUUUUUCUACUGACUGAUUUCUCUACUCCCCAGUGUUUUUUGUCACUGGUGUGCUGAAACAGUAUUUAUAUAGCUCCAUUGGCUCUAAAGCUCUUACUCCUCCUAACGUUUUGGAUUUUACAAGUGAAAUGAAAAUAGAAAAGAAAUAGAGACAAUCAAAUGCCUGGAGCUUAAAACAAAGUAUGUGCAACCUACCAUCUCACUUGAAAUUUAAUAAAAGAAAUAAUUAUGUAAAUAUAACAUAGAGUUAUAGAUUUAUAUUUUGUUCAUAACACAUAGUGUAAUAUAAGUUGUAUAUUUUCAUGUUUUGGUUUUAUGUUAUCAUUCAUGCCACAAUAAAUAAAAAAAAACAGGACUUGAUGUACUCUUUAAAAAAAAUACAAUGUGGAUUGCCACCAUCCUGGGGUUUUUGUUUUGGUUUUUGGGGUUUUGUUUCUUUUGCAUUCCCCUUUUUCAGUAUUACUGCCCUGCAAGGCACCAAUAAAACAGCAAAUGUG
Poecile atricapillus (Black-capped chickadee) is the source of this 7526-nucleotide messenger RNA. It is a transcript of the gene SOX5, whose product is annotated as SRY-box transcription factor 5. Gene Ontology annotation, molecular function: RNA polymerase II cis-regulatory region sequence-specific DNA binding; DNA-binding transcription factor activity, RNA polymerase II-specific. The record is from RefSeq and is a predicted model, not a curated record. Gene Ontology annotation, biological process: positive regulation of chondrocyte differentiation; regulation of transcription by RNA polymerase II; cell fate commitment. Gene Ontology annotation, cellular component: nucleus. NCBI's taxonomy places the organism in Eukaryota, Metazoa, Chordata, Aves, Passeriformes, Paridae. The coding region runs from base 113 to 2407 and encodes 764 amino acids. The transcript is spliced from 15 exons.